AUGCAGUCCGCAAAGAAUAUUACUAUCAUUGCCGCGUCGGGAACGCUUGGCUCGGUUGUUCUAAAGAAGCUUCUGGAUGUGGGCACUUUCACUGUCACAGUCCUGAGGCGUGCUGGUUCUUCUUCCAGCUUUCCUGACACCGUCAAGGUUCUUGAUGUUGACUACUCGUCUCACGAGUCUCUGAAAUGUGCCUUUGCCGGGCAAGAUAUUGUUCUGUCAUUCGUUCCUACCGUCGCGGCCGAGUCACAGAUCGCCCUCAUCAAUGCCGCCGCCGAGGCCGGUGUAUCUCGCUUCAUACCCUCCGAAUAUAGUGCAAACCUCGACAAUGAGAAGGCGCGCACUCUCCCUAUCUUCCGGCCCAAGGUCAAAGUUCAGGAGCACCUGGUGGAGAUGGCCAAGCGCUCCACUCUCACCUAUACCUUUAUAUACGGCGGUGCCUGGCUCGACGCGGGCUCGAGUCGCAGUUUCGUACUCGACUUCUCGGGCCAGAACACCUGCCUAUAUGAUGGUGGUGACGUGCCAUUCAGCGCAACCACUCUCGGAUCUGUUGCCGAGGCCGUCAUAUCUACCCUUACGCAUCUGGACCAGACCCGAAACCGAUCAGUAUUCGUCCACAGCCUUGUCACGACACAGAAGCAUUUGGUAUCUCUAGCCAAGGAAGUGGCUCCGGAACUAUCAUGGGACACGACCACCAGCAUCAAACUCGAUGACUUGACUGCCAAGUCAGACAAAAGACUGGCACAGGGCCUAUUGGACUUCGAGACUUUCAGCCCAUACAUCUUCCGUGCUAUAUUUGACCCGAGCUUUGGUGGAGUAUACUCCAGGACAGACAACCAGCUUUUGGGCAUUCGAGAAGCCUCAGACGAGGAUGUGAAGGACAUUUUCAGGAGGGUUUUGAAGCGUUGA
This is a messenger RNA of Aspergillus melleus, 906 nucleotides long. RefSeq names its product aromatic alcohol reductase. Gene Ontology annotation, molecular function: oxidoreductase activity. The record is from RefSeq and is a predicted model, not a curated record. The transcript has a single exon. The coding region runs from base 1 to 906 and encodes 301 amino acids. NCBI's taxonomy places the organism in Eukaryota, Fungi, Ascomycota, Eurotiomycetes, Eurotiales, Aspergillaceae.